AUGACGCGGCUGGCGGCAUUUGGAGGCGGUGAUGGUCGUCGUUUGGAUUGUUUGGAAGCGGUCUUGGGCACGCGUAUGUAUUCGCAGUUUGGCGAAGGCUUCUGGCAGGCGUGGUUACAGACGCGGAACUUUAGGGCCUUCUUUGCACUCAAUUCUCUGCCCAAAAUACCCGUCUGGACCGUACCACCUCGUGUCGGUUUCGGACAUUACGUGUAUAACAAUGGCGACAUUUUCCGCGGCCAGUUUCGCAGGAGUCUGCGCCAUGGGCCUGGACGUUACUUGGGCAAGAACGUCGUCUACGACGGCGAUUGGAAAGAAGACCGCCGCCACGGUCGUGGCGUCUAUCGCUCUGCCCUCAGCAUGUACGCCGGCGAUUGGAAAGAAGAUGCCAAAUGGGGCAUUGGCUUCUGCCGCAGUCGCACUGAAAUGCUCUGCGGCCAGUUCGUCAACAACCGCAUACACGGCGUAGGCAUCUACGUCCACAUGGCCCUUGACAUAAGGGUCGAAGGAACCUUCGCCCACGGCCUCCUCCAGGGCAACGCGCGACUUGUCAAUAACUCCGGACUCGCACUCCCCAUCAACCGCGAUGCCCUAGCACCCCUCGUCGUUCCCGAGUGGGCCGACGGCAAAUACCCCUACGAAUACUCCGGCAACUGGCAUGAAGGCCGCUUCCACGGACUCGGCACGCUCUAUAUCAAACGCAAAGACAAUGACGAAAACGGCCAAACUGCAGGCGGGCAAUCGAGUACCCGUCAAGGCGCACAGUCGAGUGCAGGGUUAUCCACGACCAGCACGGGGGGGCAGUCGCCUUUCCACGAAGCCAACUCGGUGCUCGAGAGCCGCACCAUACUGGUCUACAGUGGGGAGUUUUACCGUGGGUCGCUCCACGGCAACGGCACCAUGGUCUUCGAGGACGGCUCCGCCUUUGUGGGCCAGUGGCUGAAUAAUGCACGCUCCAGCGGGACUUUCAUUUCUUCCACCGCCUCCUGCGACUGGUCCACCGACGACGACCAGCCGCCGUCCAAGACCAGCCACCUCUCGGAGUCACUCUACUUGACCAUGGAGGGUCUGCGCAAAACACUCUCACCUUUGACCUCCGACCCAGCUAUGGAAGAACUACGGGGACCGGAAUCGCUCCAGAACCCGGCAGCAACUUGCACUGAGAACCCCCUCAACGAGGAAUCUCUGGUUGAAGAAUUUCUGGUUGAAGAAUCUCCGGCUCAGGGACCCCCUCUCAAAGGCGAAUCUCUGGUUGGAGAAUCUUUGGUUGAAGAAUCUCUGCUUGAAGAGUCACCGGGCUUGGAGAAAUCGCCCACUUCCGAUCAAGGGCCCUGCAAAGGACCCGCACCAAGUCCCUUACCGGGCUCCUCUUGGGGAGCGCACUGGCAGCCGUCAGACGCCUCCAACUUACUCACGGAAAAAUGCUCUCGGCCGGAGCCUUCACUGAACUCGCCACUACCAGAGACUCAGAGACUGCUCUCUGAAGGUUACUCGGCCACCGGAACGGACGAUCCAAGCCAGAUCUAUUUCCCUGACCAAAGUCAGCAUGAGCCAAGUCCGCAUGACCCCAGUCGGCAGGCUAGAGGCGUGCCCGCGGUGGUGGUAGAGUCGGCGGGACAAGAGCCUACGGCUGAGCUCGCGGCUAGGUCCAUGGCAGAGCCCCCAGCUAGACCCAUGGCUAGUCCCGUAGCAGAGGACAUCCGGGGCGUGGUCUACCGUCUGGGAUCGCAGGCGCAUCCGUUCGACGGCCGGAAGUCGUCAUCUCAAUUGGAUGACCACCCGGAGCAGUCAAACAGCGCCCGCCCUGGUCAAACGGAAGUGGUGACCGUCCCGCUGCAGCUGCCCGACCAGUUACUACCCGACGAGUUGCUGCCCGCGCCGUCGUUGUCUGACCAGGGAGGGCAGAAGACUAGGACGGAUUUCUCUCCGAGAGCCUUCUUCGCGCGGGUCGCUUCUGACGCCCACAAGUCCGGAACCAAGGAGAGCCGUCGGCGAGAGGAUGGCAGGAAAGAUGGCUGGAAAGACGAAGGCCGGGGCAAGAAGGACAAGUUCGACCCGAAGCAGUUGAUUAAGGGGGGCAGGAUGAAGGACCAUUCGGCGAAGGACCAUGCGGUAGUUGCUGGUUCGGUUUAUGAAAGUGUUCUUAACUUCAGCCGCAUGGUAAGUGAUGUCGAGCCGUUGGAGCCGUGGUGGCCGACACCGUCCGUUAUUCGACCGGUGCUGAAGGAGUUGGUGGACGUGGUCCCUACGAGUGAAGACGGCUGCAUAGUGUUCGACGGCUGUUGGUUGACGGCUUCGAACAUGGUGGAUGACCUGGAUCUGAACGUGAAUUGGACGGUUCGGAAGGUGCGGGAAUGGCAGUACACUGGCGGCAUUUCUAUCGACCCGCCGUCUCUGGGUGUUCGAAGGGUCAAGUUCCACGGGUUUGGCCAGUUACUGCUUUGCGAAGAAAAAGCCGUCAUCGAAGGCUACUGGCGGCAUGGCACGCAACAGAGUCCGGCAGUAUUACGGCGAGACGCAGACGUGCUCAAUCCAAGUGUCUGGCUCAAGAAGACCGUUGACGACACCUUCGAAGUUUCCACCGAAAAGUAA
This is a messenger RNA of Gregarina niphandrodes, 2592 nucleotides long. RefSeq names its product MORN repeat protein. Lineage: Eukaryota; Apicomplexa; Conoidasida; Eugregarinorida; Gregarinidae. Bases 1 to 2592 code for a protein of 863 amino acids. The record is from RefSeq and is a predicted model, not a curated record. The transcript has a single exon.